AUGAAACCUAUAGAACCAGAAGAAACACGAAACAGCGUGCAGUCAUAUACUGAGCGAGUAAUGCCACGAAACAAUGUUCAGGAAUGCAACAGUUUUUCUAACGGAUGGAAAAAAGAAAAUAGUACGUCGCAAGCGACGCUCGGUUUAUCCUCUGAAAAACUUGGAAUUAGCGACUACGAUAAUAGUAUUGACAGUUAUAUUGAAAAAAGGCAAAAUCUCUUAAUCACCUGUAUAUUUCCCGUUGCUCGCCGUGCGCUACUUUUCCCUCAAAACGGCACCCUAGAGGAAUUUCGACGUCUAGCUGAGAAAAGGUUCAAGAUCACUUUGACCCCCGCAGCUUAUAAAACUUUCGAUGGCUUUAUUAUUGAUUUGGUUGAUCAAGAGGAUUGGAAUGUUGCGCUUUGGGAAGCGACAAGAAAUAAAGAAGCUAUAGUUAAGAGGGUUGAAGUGUACUUUG
Messenger RNA from Ambispora gerdemannii, 457 nucleotides. The record is from the annotation of a GenBank genome assembly. Lineage: Eukaryota; Fungi; Glomeromycota; Glomeromycetes; Archaeosporales; Ambisporaceae.